CUAAGGAAGAGGGAAUAAAGUAGUGAAUUGCAAGGGAAGUAAUUGGGGAAGUACAGAAAAGAGUUUAUAUGGGGAGUGUGUGAGUGGGAAUUUUUUACCAAAUGUGGUCAAAAGUAACGAGAGAAUAUAAUUAAGUGCAUGCAUGCUGGUGGUGGGGAUUUCAACUGCUGCACUUUGACGAAAUGUGUGUCUGGAGGUUUUUGCCAUAAACACAUCCUGGCUCUCUCUUGAAGCAUGUCUUUUGUUACCUCAAACUGCAAUUUCGUGAGAGGCGAUGCAACUGCAAACUUUAGUCUAUGCUUAUAGCUAUAGUACUACUUACAUGUUCUUUGCAUGUGAUUUCUGCAAACUUUGUAUUCAUGUUUAUGUCAAGCUUAUAUUGGUCGGCCUCGAAGAUGUGUCGUGUUCUUUGGAAAGAGGAAUAAUGACCUCAUGACUCAAUUCUGUGGGACACGAUUGUUCGUAAAUUGGACAAACAACUUUGUGCAUAUUCAUCGACAAGUUUUACAAUCAUGAAUACAUGAGAUGAUCAUAGACAACAACUUUAUCGGUUCGGUUCCCUCUCAAUCAUCUUCUUGUUGCAAUCUCUUGUUAAUUCUAUCUUAUCAAUUUCAGAUGAUAGAUGAGCGACGCAAUCAUUCUUGUUGAUCAAACUCCACAAUUAACAAAUUAGGAAUCAAAUGUAGAUAAGAUAAUAACUAAUUUAUUGAAUAUUAACAAAUAUUCAAAUUGCACAAAUACAAGGUAAUGAUGUGCUUUAAGCGUCUCUUGUUUGUAAAGAAGACUAAGGUGGUGGGCCAAAAAGGCUUGCAAAAUAUGGCAAUGAGCACAGCCCAUCAUGGAAGCCCAACACAUCAAUCCUAGCCCAGAACUACAAAACGACUCCAUAAGCCCAACACCCGUUAAUAUACUCUUAUAGCAUGUCCAUAGGGCUGCAAAUGAGCCAAGCCGCUCGUGAGCAACUCGGCGUUCGAAUCGGAAAAUAACUCGUUCAACACUCGGCUCGCGAUUCGACUCGUUACUAAACGAGCCAAGCUUGAGCUAGCUUGAUUCGGUGGCUUGUUGAGCUAAGCUCACGAGCUGGCUUAUUUAGAGCUAUUAGAAUGAUUAAUUACUCUUUUGAACAUGAACAUUAUCUUGUUAAUACGAAUCUUUAUGGAAGUUAACUGUUAUUUUUAGUUUUUAGUGUUCUUUUUAUCAUUUAAACUCUUAUGUGUACACAUUUUUCAGCAAGAAUGAUUUCAGAUCGAGCUCAUCUUGAGCCGAGUUUGUACUCAGCUUGACAACCUAUGUUAAUGAGCAUUUACCGAGCUAUACCGAAUCAAGAUCGAGUUGUAUUAUUUUUAAUUGAGCCGAACUCAAACUCGAGUUGUGGAUUAUCAAAAUUCGAGUUCGAACUGAAAAAUUUACAAACAAGCCGAGCAUAAGUUAAGAAAAACUCGACUCAACUCGUUUGCAACCCUACAUGCACAUAUACAACGAGACGGUAUAUCAACCAUUAGAAAGCAACGGUGUUCCACCAUCUCCGCUUAACUCCAUGUUUAGUAUUUUCAGUUCGUUAAUUCUCGUUAAUCAGAAAAUUAGCAGCAGAGCUAAAUAUAGCUCACGAUUUAUUUUUAGUGCAUCAUAUUCUCAUAUAAAUAAAUUAUCUCUUCAUCACCCAGAAAAAAAACCAUAACAAUAAAAUUUUCUACUUCUUUUGUGGCUUUCAAAUAAAUAAAUAAAUUUCCUUUUUCGUUGCGCGACUUCCAGACGAAAGGGGAAGACAGACAGACAGACAGACGACGGAGAAGAUGGCGUCAGCAAAGAUGGCUCUGGUUCUGGCCGUGUGCUUAGCCGCCGCCAUGAUCCAGACGUUGAACGCGGACCCGGCCGUGUACGACCCCGUUUGGCAGAAGCGCGCCGAGGAAGCCAAGAAGAACACCAUGAAUGCUUACAUACCGGACGUCAUGGAAGUCAGCAACGACAAGAACGCCGGCGACACCACCGUCGUCGUCGAGUCCGCUGCCGGACAGGCUCCGCUUGCAGCUGUCGCCGGAGGUGCCGCCACCAGCCCCGCUCCUGCAGUCGCGGAGCCAACAGGCGACAAGAAAGUUAGUGGCAAUUAAUGUUUGUUUAAUGAUGACACGCCUUGUAAAAGAAAAAAGAAAAAAAAAACUUGAAAUGGUGAACUAAUUCCAUUACCUAAUCAAAGCUUUGUUUUAAUUUGAAUGUUCUGUGAUCUGAAGAUUUGCUCUUAGUUUCCAUGUUCUUCAAAGAAGAAGAAGAAGAAAAGUUCCAUGAUUCCAUUUUAUUACCUGCUUCCGUUGUCUAUAGUAUGUGCUUUUGCAUGCACGUCUCCAGAUAUAUAUAGUUCUACAUAUCAACACCUUGUUAAUUGUUACAAGAACGAAACCGAAUGAGCGGUUGAAACCAUAUGAAACAUCACAAUUUGAAUGGUCCAGUACUUUGAUUUACCAUUUUAACUACACAAAAAAUACUUUAACGUAAACUAAGACCAUAUAACUUGAAUUGUUAAUUUUAUUUAUGCUUCAUUUUCUUGUUUCUUAAUCUUCUUGUCGGCAUUACAUGGUCCAUUACUGAUUGCCACCCUAAUUAGUAACUUUAAUUUAAUAAAAAUAUUUUUUGUGAGGCAUUUUGGAUGAUUUGUUAGAACUCUUCUUGAUGGAUGAUAUUCUUUUGAAAUUGUUUAUGGUUAAUAAUAAAUUCAUUCAAAAUUAGUGUAUCAUAUAUGUAUUUAAUGUCAUAAUGCACCAAAUGUUCCGACAACGGUAAUCAACUGUUUCACAACGAUUAACCUUUGAAGCAUAAAUCACUAACUUUUUUGGUUCAAUAUUGAAUUCUAUUAUAAAUGCAUAGACUAUCACAUAAGAGAAGAGGAUCAUUUUUUUCUCAAAAACAUGCGAUAAAAUUGAAAUGAUAUGUAAGAAAGUGGUUAAGUACCAUAUAUGGACCUCCCCAACAACUCGAGUCAUUGGACCAGUUGGUUUAUGACAUAAUAUCAGAGCUGGUUUGCCCAUGAGGUCACACGUUCAAGUCAUCAGUCCUCACGACUCCCAAUAUUAAUCAUUUUCUUAAAUAACAUGGCAUGUCUGAGGUUGUGCAAACUUCAAACCCAUGAAUUAGCUUUCGUUUGAGGAGACGUGUAAGUAAGUAGUUAAGUAUUAUGCAUGGAUCGAUCUGUCCCAACUCCCAACAAUUCCAAUUGUCUAGAUCGCUACGAUUCCAUUAGCUUGGAGUUGGAGAGAGGCUUAUACUUGAUGGUGGCACCAAACGUACUUUGGUCCUUUGUUCACGUCAAAACAUGUCCAAAACGAUUCAAACCAAAUCGUAGCCUUGCAAGGUCACUGCGAUGAGGUGUUUAGACAUGCUCGCCAGCUCGUGUACAAAGAAGAAACACAAGCACUAAGACUAGGAUACUAAAUGAUCGUAUAAAAGACUGUAGUAUACUGAACAUGGUCGGGUACACGAUUGUAUUCUAGGUUCGGGUUCCACAGCUUGGACAUUUGUAAACAACCAAUUUUGUAUUAAGAGAAAUUUUACAAUGCUAUAUAGUAUUGAUACUAUAGGUUUUUCAUUUUAUGGUACAACUUAAAAUUGUACAUUUACGUUAUGGUACAACUUUAGAUUGUACCUAUACUUUUUGUACAAAUUCAUUUAUGGUACAACUUGAACUUGUACCUUUAUGUGAUGGUACAACUUCAAGUUGUAAAGUUGUACCAUAACAUAAUGGUACAAAUUGCUUUAUGGUACAACUUAAACUUAUACAUUUAAUGUUAUGGUACAACUUUGAGUUGUACAUUAAAGCACCAAUGCUAUAUAGCAUAGUAGAAGUGCUCUUGUAUUAGAUAUUUAGGGCGUCAUUUAUUAACUCCUUUUGUAAUAGCAACACCUUCUUUUACGAUGUGGUUAUGAGAUAUAUAUCUUGCCAUUUAUAGUUGUGUACUACUAUACUACCACACUAUAUAUGGUAUGUUUCCAGUUUCCACACCGUCAUGAUAUAAUUUUUUGUACACUAUAAUAUGUUGACAAAAAAUUCUUUAUCAAUUUUUUUUUCAAAAUAUAUCAAAGUGGAUGUCAUUUUUUAAAAUAGAUGUAAUUUAUUUUU
Linum trigynum is the source of this 4108-nucleotide messenger RNA. NCBI's taxonomy places the organism in Eukaryota, Viridiplantae, Streptophyta, Magnoliopsida, Malpighiales, Linaceae. The record is from the annotation of a GenBank genome assembly.